CAAAAUAAUACCGCAAUGCCCGAACAUGAUAUUGUCAUUUCCAACAUUUCCAACUCUAUCAAUAUGGCUUCAUUUUCUAAAAACACUGAAAUUAAACUUGAACAUCUUUGUAGAACUUGUUUAUCGAAGGAAAAUGAUUUAAUUUCUAUUUUUGACGAGUGUUUUGGUAAAGUUACAUUAGACGUUGCAAUUUCCGCAAUUACGGGAAUAAAGAUCGAACAAGGUGAUGGUUUGCCAUCUACUGUAUGUCUCAGCUGUAAAGAUAAUGCUUCUAAAGCUUAUGAAUUUAAAAAGAAAUCCCAUGAGGCUGACACCACUCUGCGAGAUCUAUUCAAAAAGGAGGAGAAACAUCUUGUUGAAGAUAAUGGUACAUACCAGAAUAAUGAUGUAGGAGUAAAGACUGAGCAACAUUUAGUAGAUGAUGCUGAUGAUUAUUUGGAGUGGAAUGGAUUAGAAGAUUUGAAUGAUUUUGAACCAGUGAAGAAUGAAAAUUGUUCUAGAGAUGUUACAUCAGAUCUGCAGUGUAAAAACUGUUAUACAGUAUUUAACACAUAUAUAAAAUUACAAGAACACAUGAGAAAUAAAUGUUUAAAAGUUGAAUUUGAUGAUAGUAGCAGCAAUUAUUGCCCGUUGUGUGGUACUUGCUAUUAUGAUGCUGUUAAUCUAACUAAACAUAUGUGGGAUAGUCAUGCAGAUCUAAUGGGUACUAAGAAAAGAGGAAGACCAAAAAAAAUACUGACUGGUUCAAUAAUAAACAAAUUAACUGAAAAUGGAUUCCUAUUAAAAUCAAUUCCUUUAAGGAAGUAUAAUUGUACAUUUUGUAAAGAAGAAUUUAAAACCAAAGAAGAAUAUGGAAUGCAUCUUCCAGACCAUAAAGAUUUGAAAAUAUUCUGUUGUUUAAUAUGUAAAAAAAUGUACAUGAAAAAGAAACAGUUUGAUCAGCAUACUUGUAGUGAAGACAAAAAUAAUCAAAACAAGCAAAAUGAAGACAUACAAUGUGAAGAGAGUAAUUUAAAUAAAGCAAGCUUUCUUACAAAUAUGACUGUGCAAGAAAUAUUGAACCCCAAUGAUGAUAUGAAAAAUAAUCCUUUACUUGAGGUAUGUCGAGUUUGUACGGCAGUUUAUCUGUCAGAAGAAGAUCUGCAGCAACACAAUGACAUAGAUCAUCCAGAGUUAUCUCUUCGUUGUAAUUUAUGUACAAAGUUGUUUGCUUCUGUCAAAUCUGCUACUCGUCAUAGAAGUAUAUGUAAACAAACUGAGAGGAAACACAGGUGUAAUACUUGUGGACUCAUGUUUGCUUUUGAAAUAUCACUUAAUAAACAUAUAUUGAGGUACCACGAGGGACAGAGUGUGUCAGUAAAAUUCAUGGAAACUAAAACGAAAGAAGAUAAACAAUAUAAAUGUGAUACAUGUAGUAAAACUUUCUGUAGAAAAGAUUUGCUUAUAAAGCACUCCAGAAUGCACUCUGAAAAAUAUUUUGAAUGUGAUGUUUGCAAGAAGAAAUUUAAUAGAAGCGAUAACUUACGUUCCCAUAAAAGAACACACGAGCCACGCGACAAAGCUAAAGUGAAUACUUGCUUGUGUUUAUACUGCGGACGUAGUUUUAACAACUCGUCCAACCUAAUCGUACACAUGCGUCGUCACACCGGGGAGAAACCCUACAAAUGUGAUUUCUGUGAUAAAGGGUUCCCAAGAUCAUCUGAUCUUCAAUGUCAUAGAAGAUCCCAUACUGGGGAAAAACCAUGUGUAUGUGGUAUUUGUGGGAAAGGUUUCUCCCGCAGUAAUAAAUUGUCACGGCAUAUGCGUGUUCACACUGGUGUUAAACCGUAUAAGUGUACAUAUUGUGAAAAAGCAUUUUCACAGAGCAAUGAUCUGACACUCCACAUUAGACGGCACACGGGAGAUAAACCGUACAUUUGCGAGGUGUGCGGCGAUAGAUUUAUUCAGGGCACUGCGUUGCACAAUCAUCGACGUACCCACGGCCAUUUCCCGGCAUCCUCAACGGACCAACAUAUACAGUUACAAAGUGUUACCUACACAGUUCAUAAUAUUACUCAACAGGAUUUAAAUCAAUAAACUUGUAAAAUUUUAAAAUAAAUUUUAUCAUGUUAUAUUAUAAAUAAGAUGUAUUAUAACAAUAGUUGGAAUAAUAUAU
This is a messenger RNA of Achroia grisella, 2155 nucleotides long. RefSeq names its product zinc finger protein 436-like. The transcript has 14 exons. Gene Ontology annotation, cellular component: nucleus. Bases 16 to 2076 code for a protein of 686 amino acids. Gene Ontology annotation, molecular function: zinc ion binding; DNA-binding transcription activator activity, RNA polymerase II-specific; RNA polymerase II cis-regulatory region sequence-specific DNA binding. The record is from RefSeq and is a predicted model, not a curated record. NCBI's taxonomy places the organism in Eukaryota, Metazoa, Arthropoda, Insecta, Lepidoptera, Pyralidae. Gene Ontology annotation, biological process: regulation of transcription by RNA polymerase II.